This is a messenger RNA of Orbilia oligospora ATCC 24927, 1854 nucleotides long. RefSeq lists its product as uncharacterized. Gene Ontology annotation, biological process: intracellular iron ion homeostasis; iron ion transport; copper ion import. Gene Ontology annotation, cellular component: plasma membrane. The record is from RefSeq and is a predicted model, not a curated record. Bases 1 to 1854 code for a protein of 617 amino acids. Gene Ontology annotation, molecular function: ferric-chelate reductase activity. Lineage: Eukaryota; Fungi; Ascomycota; Orbiliomycetes; Orbiliales; Orbiliaceae. The transcript has 3 exons.
AUGAUUCUCCCACGAGCGAGCCAUACAACAUGGGAUGCCCAGGAUCCAAACGACACACCCGAUGAUAUCAACUUCUACACAUGGGGCCUUAAUGGCGUCAAUCAGUGGUGGAACGACGAAUUCAGCAAGGGUUUAUUCACAACAUCAUGCAUUCUUGUGCUAUUCUUCUUCGCUGUAAGAAUAUCUAUGGAUGCCAUGAGGCAUCUAAGACUGCUUGUCCUGAUGUCUACAGACAACAGCCAGAGAAGCCAGAGAUACUGGUCAAGGCCCAGCCCCUUUAGCUGGAAAAUGAAGAAGUACCUCUGGUUUGCACCAAUCUGGAAACACAGACAUAACACAGAAAUUCAACUAAGCAAGGCCAUUACUAUUGGAACUCUCCCUACAAGACUUCACGCUGUUAUCUUGGGUAUCUAUGUCAUUUCCAAUGUGAUCUACUGCACAUUGCUUCUUGACUAUAGUAAGCCAAAGCGUGAACUAGUUGCAGAAUUCCGUGGACGUACUGGCGUUCUAGCAGUCGUCAACAUGGUUCCGCUUUUCUUGCUUGCCGGAAGAAACAACAUUUUGAUUCCACUUCUCAAGAUUUCCUUUGAUACGUACAACAUCAUCCACAGGUGUCUUGGAAGACUUGCAGCUUUGCAAUCUGUUGCUCACACCGCAGCUUGGCUCAUCAACAAAGUUGAUGCCCAAGGCUUCGAGGGUGUGAAGAAGAGCUUGGUUGAGAGUGAGUUCAUUCUUUAUGGAAUGAUCGCCGUCGCCGCUUUUGCGCUGAUAUUCGUGAUUACUCCAUCACCAGUCCGACAUGCUUUCUAUGAAACAUUCCUUGUCCUUCACAUUGGAUUGGCCAUUCUCAUUCUCUAUACCGUCUGGAUGCAUCUAAAGAUCGACAACCUCCCACAACUGCCAUAUAUUAUUUUGGCCAUUGCUUUCUGGUCCCUCGACCGCUUCAUCCGACUUGUUAGAGUUUUCUAUCGCAAUAUCUCUACAAAGAGCAUGACCAAGGUCAAGGUGGAGGCACUCGACGGCGACGCUUGCAGAGUUACUUUUGAACUUGCCCGACCAUGGACCUUCAAACCUGGCCAACAUGUCUACAUCUACUUCCCGACAGUUUCCUACUGGCAAUCACAUCCAUUCUCCCUCGCUUGGAGCUCGAACGUGUCGAAACAGGGUGGUGUUAUUCAGAACAAAUUACACGAGGAAGGUUAUGCAUCGGGCGAUCUCCCUAUUGACGAAAAGAAUGCAACUAUCGGACCUACCACAACACAGAUGUCUCUCCUUGUCGCUCGCCGAGAAGGAAUGACUAAGACACUUUAUGAGAAGGCCAACGCUGCACCAAAUAGGACUAUCACCCUGAGAGGCUUCGUGGAAGGACCAUAUGGAGGAAUGCAUCAACUCGAAUCCUAUGGUACAACACUACUUUUCGCCGGCGGUAUUGGUAUCACACAUCAACUCGGAUACGUACGACAACUUAUCGAAAAAUAUCAGGCAGGCGCUUGUGCAACCCGUAAGAUCACACUUAUCUGGGUCGUCAAAACAACCGACCAAGUUAAAUGGAUCGAACCCUACAUGCGCGAGAUCCUGUCGAUGGACAAGCGACGAGAAGUUCUCAAGGUCCUAGUUUAUAUUACACGGCCCAAGGCAGACAUUACUCAGGUCUCGCCUACUGGCUCUGUGGAAUUGCGACCAGGACGACCAAACUUCGAUCAGAUCAUGGAUACCGAGGUUGCAGAGAGCAUCGGAACCGUUGCUGCAACUGUCUGCGGACCUGGCCCUUUCCAGGACUCUGUCAGAGCUGCCGUUCGCAACCAGCUACACCGAGUAGAGAUGGACUUCUAUGAAGAAUCCUUCACCUGGUAA